AUGGCGACACGGCCGAGCCGGUAUCGGUCGUCGACCUCAGCGUCGAACCAGCUGGCGACGAGCAAAGCGGCCGAGGUUCUCCAAAGCCUUCUUCACGGCGUUCAGGCCGUGAUCUCGCCGCCAUCCUCCUCUCCAGCACGGCCGCUGUUGCUACCGACUGACCAGCCAUCGACAGCGCCGGCAAGGAGACAAACUGUUAGCGGCUUCCCAGACAUCCAAGCCCUACUCAAGUACGCCCGCCAGAUUCACCAGUACCUUACCGCUCUGCAACCACCAAACACCGCGCAGGAUGACUUCCGACAUAUGCACGGCUUCCAACUGCUCUUGAGCGUCCUACGGUCCUUCUCCGGCUACUACAACCCGCAAGUGCGCAGUGAUGCGGAGAAACGCGCCCUCUUUGAGCUGCUCCACGUGGUGCUGGCUGUCCUGUCUGCUGCCUUCCGGGGCCACCACGGCAACCGGCGCUACUUCCGGCAUCGUGUCGAAGGCGGCGGCUGGGAGGCCCUGGAGCAGAUCAUUGCUAGCAUCGGCCUCGGCGUGAGCGACUCGGACAUGUGGGGCAAUUGCCAGCUAUUUGGCAAGCUCCUCUCCUUUGCACUCGACGACCAGCGGAUGGACGAGCUCUGCCAGUGGAUAGCCACUGUUUCCAUUGCCAAUUCGUCCAAAGCCAAGGCCACAGCUACGGCCGGUGGUGCACCAGAAGCAAAACAACACGAGAGCACACAACAAGACACAAAGAAGAAUGGAGAUUUACGGACAGAGGACAGCGACAACGCCGCGGGUAGGGAUGAGGUUGCGGCUGAAUCAAAGGAGAUGGAUGGGUCGACUGUGACGGACGAAAACGAAAGCUUCGAGCAUGUCAGCAAGGAAGACGCACUGGAAGACGCAGCAGAAGAUACGACGAAGGCAAAGGACGCUGCGCUGUCGGGUGCAUUUGACACUGCGCACAUGAAGACGAGGCUCAGCGACAUCAUUGCGCCCAAGACGGAGCUACAGAAUGCCGAAGUGAUGCGCACGGUCAUUGGCUUCUGGGAGUGCAUUCCGCGGAGUCAGGCUGCCGAGACGGAUCCCAUCUCUCUGCUGGUUCUCGACACCGUCGCGGCGUUGCUGCACAUAUCUCUUUCCAACCUGUCAGCUCUCCACAGCACCGGCAUUCUGUCCCGCUUCCUCCGGCUGUAUUUUGCUGUACCAUCGCCGCUCAGCACCGAGGAACGCGAGCGAAUUCUCCCCAUCUGCCGGUCGCUGAUGUACCUCGGUGUCAACCAGCUGUCCGAUGCCCAGUUCUUGCUCUCGAGCACAGAUCCAGCUGCAUCCGUCUUUUGUCUAGAUGUGGCCUCGAAAUAUACCGGCCCCCCAUUUGUGCAAUUCGAUCUGUCCCACUGUGGCCACUCAUCCAUCGAGCUGCCCAACCUGGGCCGCUCGUUCCCGCCCAUGGCCGGCAAUGGCUACACGUUCACAUGCUGGAUGCGUGUCGACACAUUCGACCGCAAAUCACACACCACAAUUUUUGGCGUGUUCGACGCUUCGCAAACCUGCUUCCUUCUUCUGUAUCUUGAGCGUGACACCCACAACUUCAUUCUCCAAACCUCCGUCACGUCGUCCCGGCCUAGUGUCCGCUUUCGGUCUGUCAGAUUCAGCGAGAAGCAAUGGUAUCACGUUGCUCUUGUGCACCGCCGUGGCAAGACGCGCGCCUCACUCUAUGUCAACGGCGAGUUCGUGGAGCAGGUCAAGGCGGCCUAUCCCGUACCGCCGCCGACAGUACCUGGCGGGACUUCCGAGAGCUUCGUCUCCUUUGCGAGCAACAACCGCGGAAAACCCAUCCCCGUCCAAGCCUUCCUAGGAACGCCUAAGGAUCUAUCUGUGCAGGUGGGCUCGGACUCCAAGUGGUCCUUGGCCUCCGCCCACCUCUUUGAAGAAACGCUCAGCGAUGACUUUAUUGCUGUGCACUUCCGGCUCGGUCCCCGCUACCAAGCAAACUACCAGGACAGCCUCGGCGGUUUUCAGACCUACUCGGCAUCGGCCCGUCUGGCUCUCCGCAAUGAUUUUCACGGGGGCAAAGACGAGAACUCGGACAUCCUGCGUGCCAUCCGCGAUAAGGCCUCGUCCAUAGCACCGGAACAGAAGAUCUUGAUGAGCACCCUGCCCCGCUCCACCUUCCGUAUUGACGGCACGUUUUUCGAAUCGCUCCUCUUCCGAUCCCUUUCGCGAGCUUCGGCAGCGAACUUGCUCUCCCUCACUGCCAAGAGCGGUACGGCCAUUGCUAUUAAUGGUGCCCUCCCCUGCAUCAACGACGCGCUUGUGCGUUCCCACGGCGUGUCCAUUCUCACUGGAGACCCCGUGCUGGCGACGCCAUAUAACUUUGACGACAAUCUGUGGCGCCUUGCUGGCUUCUCAUCACUCGCCUUGAAGCUGGUGGAGCGGACGACCACUGCCGAAGAACUUGUUCGUGCCACCGAGAUGGUAUUCCAUUGCAUCAACAGCAGUUGGCGGAAUAGCGACGCCAUGGAACGGGAUAAUGGAUAUGCUAUCCUGGGCAUGCUGCUGCGAGCAAAGCUGGGCAGCGCCCCUUCGUCGGCGCCGUUGCUUUUGGUCACCACGAUUCCCCUUGCGUCUGAAAGCUCAAGCUGGAAGGCGGCACCAGUGACAGGUGACCGGACGGAUACGAGCUUGCGUUUGCUCAAGCUUGUUCUUGCCUUUGUUGGCUACGACCAUGCAAACCCUCUCGAGUCUCUCAUAAUCAAUCCGUUGGCAUAUCGCAUUCUCCUGAUCGACUUCGACACAUGGCGGAAAGCGCCGCCCGACACACAGCAGCUAUACUACGAACAGUUUGACACGUUUGCCGUUAUGAGCAAGUUCCAUCAGUUCAACAGCCGGCGCCUUCUUCGGAUGCGAAUCAUUAAAAGACUACUCGACGCUAUGAAGGUCGAGAUGGUGUCCGAGGAGAUUCUGCCACACUUCUUGAAAUCGUUUGAGAGUCUUGUCCGGUGCAACUAUAACGCCGAAGUCCACCGGUCACUUGCUCUCUACAUCACAUAUGCGCUUCACUCCCCAGCGCCAACCCACAUUUCCCGGACCCCACGACCACUUGGGGCGGGCGGCCAGUCCAGUGCAAGUUUAGGAAGCGGCCUGCAGCGACGCCAUACAGGCGGGUCGUCGUCAGGACGUGGCGGCUCCGAAACUAGCUCCAUGGCUCCGGCGGAAACGUCCAAGAGCCUGACCAAGAAGAAACUCGGCGUUCGCAUCCUCAAACUUUACGAGCAACUCCUCUGCGAGGAGGGCGUCGUCGCUAACAUCCGCAAGUUUGCCCGGACCGUUACUAACAAGUGGCUGCUGUGCCUUCUUUCGUUCGACGACCCUGACGUGCUGUUGAGCGGGUGCCGGAUUUUAACUCGUCUCCUCGUCUCGCAAGGGCCGAGUUAUGUACAGAAGUUUGCUAGUAAGUCUGGCGGCUUCUGGAUCCUGGCGCACCGGCUCAAGCACUGGUGGGAUGUUCCGAGCGUCUGGUUUUGCGUUAUAGCGAUCCUGUUUGGCAAAGACGUGGCCGGAAUCGACUCCCUUUCGGGCCAGACACUUACCUUUGAAGCGCUUGUGUCUGAAUUUGGUGCUGGCUCCAAGAUUGUUUGCCCGGACGCCCUCUAUGUUGUCGUAGCUAUGCUACAGCAGGGGCUUGGCGACGUUCUAAAGUCGAGCGAUGUCUCCUCCCCGAGCCCAUUUGCGGAUGAGAACAACAGCCCGGCUGUUGCAAGUGCUCCGGCGCCUGCUCCGGCUCCGGCCCCGACCCCAGCUACUGUUUCUGCCACCGCCAAGAAGGCUACUGUCCUGGAUGCUGUUGUGAAAUUUUUGUCAAAUCUGCACGCGUCUUCGGUCGAGUUCCGCGACUCUACGCUGGCUUCCGAUUACGUGCGACUUUUGUCGUCCGCUCUCUUCCCUGCUGUUGUGAACAUGGAGGCCCUCGCGCCCGAAACAGAGCUCAACUCCAAGGACGCGCCUCUGCGGUUCGAUGGCGCCGACAUCGUCGUUAGGCAGCGACCAACCUCCGCCGCCAUGGUUCGCACGUCGAGUAUCAACUCGAACCUGAGCUCCAGCCUGCAUUCGACGAUUGGCGGGUCAACUUUCGACGUGGCCGCUGACUCUGCCGUCCUCGCCUCCACCGAAUCGAUCCCCUCGACCGCUGGCCGGCCGGGACCUUCCACCGCAACCCGAGAACGACGUUCGUCGUCAUUUAUCCUGCUGACCACGCAAGCCGCACCUCCGUCGUGGCACACGGCCAAGCUCGCGGUGCACGCCUCCCCAAAGAGACAGCUAGUCGUCAUUCCGCAGCAAGGCAGCAAUGGCCUGCAGGAGAGCUUGAUGGGCCUGAUUGUCGACGGCUUCGUGGACCAAGUGCUCGUCCGCAAAGAGUUUCCGGGGUUCAACCUCGGCCUUCGGACCCCUCCAUCCUUCCAAGAGCACCAAGCAUACUUUGAGUCGGCCAUUCUGCGAAGCACGAUCCUGCGCGUCAAGGAUGUUUUGCAGCGUGACCUGCGCAUUCUCUGCGAGCCAAAGGUGCUGACAAACAUGGCACGCUUCACUGCUCACAUGGUGGAGGCGACGUUCGACGGCACAUUCGUGAAUAGUGUCGACGUUCUCAUGGAUUUCACCGGCUUGAUCCUCGAAUACCUGCACCGGCCCGAUGUCGCGUCCCUGAAAAGUGUUCGGCUCUGUAACCAAGCCGUCAUGUCCAUCCGGACGUCUUUCCUCAAGCUCGUGCUUUUCCGCCUGUCCGACGUCGAAGCCGAGAUCGAACAUAGCAGCGGGCAACAACCCGACAUGGUGGCUGCGCUGCCUGUGCUGGAGCGAAUAUUUUACUGGCAGUCUGUUCUCAUAGACUGCUUGUCCACUGAAAUCACAUCUGACGAAUACCACAUGAAGUUGCUGUUCUACCAGCUUUACGCGCGCCUCCUUGACCCCGACGAAUCCGUCCGGCUGGCCGCAGCCAGCAUCUGGCGGGUCAUCCUGGUCCAGAAGCCAAACGAGUCCGCCACAGUUCUUCGUUCCUGCGCCACCACCGACCAGCUGCACCUGGCGCGCUCGUUCCGGGCCUUGACUGAAGUUGACGACGGCACGUUCCUUGAGUGGGUCGACAAGCACCGUCCCUCGCUCGACGCCUUCUUCCUUGGCGGCAUGUCCAAGUUCUGGGAAGAUUUUGUGACCAGCGAGAACCAGCGGGCAGCCGACGCGAUUAAAACACGCAUCGCCCGUCGCCGCGACAAGCUCAAGCAAUGGCAGCUGGAGACCCAAGAGCGCAGCAACAUUCUGCUGCGCCAUGAAAUGGCCAACAGCUCGUGGAUGAAAAGUAUCUAUGGCACGGAGCACUUCAAGCUGCAGCGCGUCCUGCAAGAUCAACAAGAUGACCUCACGUACCUGGCCACCACCUUUGGCAAGAUGGAGCGGGACCUGAAGCGCCCGGGUGCCGUGUUUUCUGCAUCCGGCGCCCCGACAAAAUGGAAGCUCGACCGCACAGAAGGCCGCAACCGCAUGCGCCUUCGACUGCUCCCCGACUCGUCUGACCGUGUCAAGAACAUCUCCCAGUCUAAGAAGAAGGCCACGGACUCAGCAGCAGCAGCAGCAGCCACACCCACAUCGGCAGGAGGCAACACAAAUGGUAGUGGUGGUACACCUGUGUCCGAGUCCGCCCAGCCGGCAUUGUCUACUGUACCUUCCAAUGCCUCCGCGACGUCAACAGCCCCUUCGACAGCCACCCUGCGGCCUCUGGACACCACAAGUAGUGCAACUGGCGGAAUUGCGGUUACGCCAAUGUCGUCCAAAGAAACACCUGUUGACCCAUUCUCUGCGGUCCAGGUCCCUGAAGGGGCAGCUGCUAACGGCAUGCCCAGCGGUGCUCUGCAGGCCCCAGGGCCGGCGCCAGGAACGGAUGCCGGCGUGGCCCCGGAAGAAGACUUUGAGCUGAUUGACGAUCCGAACGAGCCAGAUGGUGAGGAUGGCUUCGAGGACAAAAACCGGAAGGUCAUGCGUCGCCUGGAGCAGGGCGACGUCGUGCAGAAUGUGUACAACGUGUCUCGCAUCAUUGGCCUUGAUGCUUGUGAAGGUAUUCUCAUCGUUGGCAAGGACGCCUUGUACAUUAUGGACAAUGUGUUCCAGUGCCGCGACGGUGAGAUUGUGAAUGCUUGGCAAGCACCCGCCGACGAGCGCGAUCCAUUCUCGCAGAUUAUCGCCGCGAAGCCAACCAACAGCCACGACAAAGACGGCGCAGCCAACAACAACGUCAACGGACAGCCGCACUUCCAAGGCGUCGAGCAAGAAUCACGAAGCUGGCGAUGGUACGAUGUGAUCAGUGUGUCCAAGCGGCGCUUCCUCUUCCGCGACGUCGCCAUUGAGCUCUUCUUCCGCGAUGGUCGGAGCUAUCUCUUGACGCUGAUUGACAACGCGAAGCGCGACGACGUCUACGGCCGACUGAUGGGCAAGAUCCCUCACGCGAGCGGACCAGCAAACGCACUGCCCAACCCAGAAGACGCGUGGCGCCUCGAAGGGCUCCGGGUAGCGGAAGAGGGGCCGCAGACGCUGGGCUCCAAAUUCGGCAGCAUCUUCAACUCGUCGCCGUGGAGCCCGUCUAUGCGGCGGUGGCAGAAGGGCGAGAUGUCCAACUUCCACUACCUGAUGCUGGUCAACACGAUGGCCGGCCGCACGUUCAACGAUCUGACGCAGUACCCCGUGUUUCCCUGGGUGCUGGCGGACUACACCAGCAGCGAACUGGACCUGACCAACCCGGCGACAUUCCGCGACCUGUCCAAGCCGAUGGGUGCCCAGACGCUGCAGCGCCAGUCCGAUUUCGCGAUGCGCUACAGCACGCUGGCGGAGAUGGGGCAGCCGCCGUUCCACUACGGAACACACUACUCGUCGGCCAUGGUCGUGUCGUCGUACCUGAUCCGACUGCCACCGUUUGUGCAGUCAUUCUUGCUGCUGCAGGGCGGGCAUUUUGACCAUCCCGACCGGCUUUUCUACUCCAUUGAGGGCGCGUGGCGAUCUGCCUCGCAUGACAACGGCGCCGACGUGCGGGAGUUGAUUCCGGAGUUCUUCUGCCUGCCCGAGUUCUUGGUCAACAUCAACGGGUACGAUUUUGGGCGGCGACAGGACGGCAGCAAGAUUGACAACGUGCUGCUGCCGCCGUGGGCCAAGGGCGACCCGAACAUAUUUAUUGCGAAGCACCGCGAGGCGCUGGAGAGCCCGUACGUGUCGCAGAACCUGCACAAGUGGAUCGACCUGGUGUUUGGGCACAAGCAGCGCGGCGACGCGGCCGUGGAGAACCUCAACGUGUUUCACCACCUGUCGUACCACGGCGCCAUCGACCUGGACAACAUCAAGGACCCGCAGGAGCGUGCGAUUGUUACGGGCAUCAUCCACAACUUUGGGCAGACGCCGCGCCAGGUCUUUUCCCGGCCGCACCAGGCACGGGAGCACGACGCGUGCCCCAUCCGGCGCAUCGACUCGGUCGCCGACUCGCUUACGCGCAUCCCGCACCCGAUCCUGGAGAGCCGAGAGCGCGUCGCGUCGCUCAUCUAUGUGGCGAAGCUCGACCGCCUGCUGUGCGCGUCGCCGUUCCGGCUCAACCUGCCGCCGUUCUACGACAAGUAUCUCGAAUGGGGCUACACCGACAACAGCGUGCGGUUCUACCACAGCGACAACCGCAAGCUGGCGGGUCUGUUUGAGAACCUGCACAUCGGCCAGAUCUCGUGCGUGGCCUUUGCCGACUCCAAGACGCUGAUCACGGCGGGCGAGGACUGUGCCGUGUCCGUGUACGCGGUGGUGCAGUCGGGCUCGGGCAAGCCCGUCGAGCUGCUGACGCGCAGCUCGCUCUUUGGGCACAAGACGCCGGUGACGACCGUGGCCGUGUCGAAUGCGUUUAGCACGCUGCUCACCGUCAGUCAAGACGGCGUGGCGAUGCUGUGGGACCUGAACCGGCUCGAGUUCAUCCGCAAGCUGCCGGGCGCGCGGCCGGUGGAGUGCGCGCGGAUCAACGACGUGACGGGCGAGAUCAUGCUGUGCUCGGGCCCGAACGUGGUGCUCUACACGCUCAACGGCGAGCCGCUGCUGGACCAGAAUGUGUGCGACGGCGGGCCCGAAGACUACGUGCACUCGUGUGCCUUCUACGAGGGAGCGGGCAACGAGUGGCUUGAGAACUACCUGGUGCUGACGGGCCACCGGUGUGGGCGUGUUAACAUCUGGCGCAAGACCGUCGGCCCGCGCGGACGGUGGGUGCUGGAGCUGGAGCGGCGGCUGGACCACGUCGAUCCCCGGUCGGAGAACGGGGCGAAUGUGGACGCCGCCAUUACGUGCAUCACGCCGAUGCCGCAGGUCGUGUACACGGGCGACGACGACGGACGUGUAGUAAGUUUCGUCUUUGACCCCGGCUUUUGGUACGUCCUUGGAUGA
Sporothrix schenckii 1099-18 is the source of this 8430-nucleotide messenger RNA. RefSeq names its product WD domain, G-beta repeat containing protein. Gene Ontology annotation, molecular function: protein binding. The coding region runs from base 1 to 8430 and encodes 2809 amino acids. NCBI's taxonomy places the organism in Eukaryota, Fungi, Ascomycota, Sordariomycetes, Ophiostomatales, Ophiostomataceae. The record is from RefSeq and is a predicted model, not a curated record. The transcript is spliced from 2 exons.